AUGGCCGCCCCUCAGAUUCCCAACCUCAACACCCUCCGUCGAGGCCGAGGUCGUGGCCGCGGAGGCCGUGCUACUGACAGCGGCCAUGACACGCGACCAGCAGGCAAGGACCACGUGGUGCAGGGCACCGACAACGACGCCAGCGUCUCCCGUCUGAGCGCGGUCGAGCUGGGAUACCUGCAGGAUCCCUACGCGACAAUACUGACACCUGCGGGGUCUGCGACACGGAGAUUCCCAAUUAUCAACAGGGCAAGAAGGAUGGGAAAAACUGACUGGGGCUACCCAACAGGAACCUACGUUCGAACGACUGCAAUUGAUCACCUUGUUGCGCGUUUCUUGGGCGCGCACACACCAAACAAGGACCAGAGCCAGCGGAAACAAAUUAUCUCGCUGGGGGCGGGCUCCGAUACGCGUGUUUUCCGGAUCCUCUCUCGAAACCCGUCCGACCUCGUCUACCAUGAAAUCGAUUUCGCAGUCAACACAUCCUCGAAAGUCCGGGCGAUCCGAUCAACACCGCGACUUCAACAGGCACUGGGCAUUGACAAACCCGACGCCGAAGUGACCGUUUCAGAAACAGGCGACGCACUACACACUCCAACCUACCAUCUCCACGCCGUCGACCUGCGGUCACUCUCGAAGGACAGCGACUUCUCCGCAAUACUUCCCGGCGUAGACCGGGGUCUACCAACUUUGUUGAUUUCGGAAUGCUGUCUAAUCUACCUCUCGCCCACUGAAGCAGCACAAGUGGUCGCUUUCUUUACUGAACACCUGUUUGCACCUGCGGGAGGUAACGGAGAUGACAAACAAACCACCGCUCCGCUCGGACUGGUGUUGUACGAGCCUAUUCGCCCAGAUGACGCCUUUGGCCGAACCAUGGUAUCCAACCUGGCGACACGGGGCAUUCAACUCCAAACGCUACAUAAAUAUGCCUCGUUGGAGGCGCAGCGGAACCGAUUGAAGGAACAGGGGCUUGGAAGCGGCCAAGCAGUCGCUGAUAUCGAGUUCAUAUGGAAGCAUUGGGUGAGCGAAGAGGAGAAGGAGCGGGUUUCUGGUCUUGAAAUGCUGGAUGAGGUGGAGGAGUGGCAGCUCCUGGCUCGGCACUAUUGCAUUGCUUGGGCUUGGAGAAAUGGAGAUAACCCUUCGAUCUAUAAGGGAUGGGCGACAUUGGAAGCCCAGCCAGGCAACUGA
This is a messenger RNA of Penicillium argentinense, 1188 nucleotides long. It is a transcript of the gene ppm1, whose product is annotated as protein C-terminal leucine carboxyl O-methyltransferase ppm1. Gene Ontology annotation, molecular function: protein C-terminal leucine carboxyl O-methyltransferase activity. Gene Ontology annotation, biological process: C-terminal protein methylation. The record is from RefSeq and is a predicted model, not a curated record. NCBI's taxonomy places the organism in Eukaryota, Fungi, Ascomycota, Eurotiomycetes, Eurotiales, Aspergillaceae. Bases 1 to 1188 code for a protein of 395 amino acids. The transcript has 2 exons.